This is a messenger RNA of Pisolithus orientalis, 4620 nucleotides long. RefSeq lists its product as uncharacterized. The coding region runs from base 227 to 4444 and encodes 1405 amino acids. Gene Ontology annotation, cellular component: cytoplasm. Gene Ontology annotation, biological process: signal transduction; regulation of GTPase activity. NCBI's taxonomy places the organism in Eukaryota, Fungi, Basidiomycota, Agaricomycetes, Boletales, Pisolithaceae. The transcript is spliced from 9 exons. Gene Ontology annotation, molecular function: phosphatidylinositol binding. The record is from RefSeq and is a predicted model, not a curated record.
UCGAUAGGUUGUUUAUUAGUGGGGGAGAUUAGUGUGAGGAUUUGAAUUGGCCUUGACAGAAGUUGUCACCCCGAUUUGGAGCGCUCUGGGUGGGUCGACCCAAAGUCAGGCGACUCGCCAAGACGCUGUCACUGGAGCCAGAUUUUUUCUGUCUUUUGCUUGUCCAAAUUGCGUGUGGUGGUCCGUGCGAGUGCAGGCUUGGAGGACUUUGUCUCUGCAAGUUGCCAUGAGUUCGUUCUCGCACAGCACCCCGACUCGAGAACGCCAUCAUUCCUCCUCCCAGUCGAGCUCGUCGCCCAUGUCAGCCCGACCCCAGACAUCCUCCUCCUCUUCGUCCAUACCCUCUGCCGCAUCCCUCGUCUCCUCAACAGCAACUAACCCAACAACCCAACCCAUCGCCCUCGACGCUCUCCUCGCACAACAUGCAGAUGCUCCGAACCCAACCCUCGCUGCCCUCGAACAGGCACUCUCAGAACGAAACGUUUUCUCAGGUCAGAAUACCCAGCUAUGGAAACUGAUCGAGAAACAGCGAAGCGGUUACAACCAAGUACUCAAGGAGCUCGAACGCAUCCGUGCAGAGAGAGAUGCGUACAAGUGUCGUCUACAGGCAGCAGGCUUGAGCAUCGAACUCGGAAAGAAAGAAAAGGGCAAGGUUUUGCGUCCCUCGGCGUCCAACGCAACCAUGUCGACUGUCGAUUCUCGGGUAGUGGGCAUGGUUCGCCAUCAGUCGGACAAUUCAGCUUCGUCCUUCCGUGACCAUCGUCCCAUUACACCCACCAAAAUGUCAGAACAACUUGACGCCCCUGAUGACCAUAUGCCCCAGUUUCGUGCCACCUCACACACUCCUGUGUCUCCAGCGGUUAUUCCCCCAAGGUCCGCCUCUCUACCCCAAGGAACUCCUACUCCGACAUCCAACCAGUCAUUUUCAUCCACGGUAUCGUCGUCCGAGGCGCAACCUCGAACAAGUGAAGGCUCUGUAACCUCGCAACCCGGAUCUCAGUCGCAACCCAGUCGUUCCGGCGCCCCUCAUUUCGACGCCGGCAAUUCAUCUUCAUCACUACAAGCAUCGCCUCUUGUACUUAAGGCCCAUCCAGCAUCGCUCGUUCCUCACAAUCCGUCGGCCGGGACGCUCACUCCAAUUAUAGAAGACCCACGACUUAGUCAGGAGUCUUCCCGAGCACGCUCUGCCACGGGUGACAGCCCGCUGCCCAGCCCCAACUGCGCAGGGAGUUCCAUCACCAGCUCCUCUGCGUCCGAAAACAGUCAAUCCCGGACCGACAAUUUGUCCAUCGAUGGUCAUCAGCAGGCAAGACAUUCACCCAACAAGUUGGAUUGCACGGAUAAGGAUGAUGACAACGAGUUUCUCGAUUUGGAUGGUGACGCUGAGAACCAAGGCGACGGUGCUGCCUUGGACCAUCCUGAUCCUGGUCCCUUGUCGCCAUCAAAGAAAAAGAGUAAGGCCCGUGCAACGGUAGAAGACUUUCCAAUGCCUCCUUCACACGGUGCUGUGCACGUCUCCACGCACAAUAUGAACGUGAAUCCUCAGUCGCCAGGAAGCACCGACAUGGUUACACCCACACAAGCGAAUUCUAAAUCUUCUGCGCACCGUCACGGAUUACAGGUUUACCAGGAACAAAAAAGACCGCAAGCGCUCUCACACUCGCAGUCGUCGUUACUUGAACCGGUUCCGUCGCCGACCACCCCGGAUUCACCACUCCCGUCUUCAUAUCUUUCGCCAGCCAGGUCGGUUCACAGUGGGACAAGCGUUGGCCCAAGCCCAACUUUCAGAUCUCUUCCGCUGGUCUACGAUGAUCUCAAGACAACACGUGUCACCGUUUUGCAUUCUUCUGUAAAACCCAAUGAUCGCGGCAAAGAUGUCCUUUCGUUUGUACUUGAUGUUGAUCCUAGGAAUGGAAAAGAUUCGUGGAAAGUCGAGAAGAUGUAUUCAGAUUUCUUGGGUCUGGACCAGAGAGUGAGAGCAGUGGUCGGAAAGAGCGUAGCGAAGAAGAUGGGUGUUUUACCCGAUGGCAAAGUUUGGAGGGAUCAUGCGCCGGCGAAGGCUGAUCAGCGCAAGGUUGCACUUGAAGUUUACUUGCAAUCCUUGGUUAGCCUUCCUGUCAGGAAUAAGGACGAAUUUAUCGCGUUCCUCACCUCUGAUAUCGUCCGUGAGACCAAGAAGCCCGUUAUGCAAGCCGGAUACAAGGAAGGAUACCUCACGAAGCGCGGGAAGAACUUUGGCGGAUGGAAAACACGCUACUUUGUUCUCCAAGGACCCGUACUCGAAUAUUUUGAGAGUCGUGGCGGUGCUCAUCUUGGUUCCAUCCUCAUAACGAAUGCCCAAAUCGGUCGCCAACAACGCACUGUCGAUAACGACGACGAGAAGAAUUAUCGUCACGCGUUCCUCAUUAUUGAGGCAAAGAAAGGCCCUGGUGGUUCGAAUCCAAGGCACGUUCUCUGUGCCGAAAGCGACAUUGAACGAGAUAGUUGGGUGGACAUUCUCGUUCGCUAUGUCUCUGGAACCUUCAGUGAGGAUCCAAUAUCGUCCACUUCGGGUGGCCCGAGCCCCCUAGCGGUCAAUGUUCCACAUCAUCAAGGUGCAGGCUCUGCUCAACCACGAUCAAGCACGAGCUCGAGUCAAGAUCAUACUGCUACACCUGGGAGCAAACGUGCGGUAAGGACGGUAUCCAAGGAUGACAUAUCGAAAGGAGCUGUAGUGCCGAUAUCACAGCUUGCAUUGGAUGCGAACAAUGCCAAGUUCUUCCAGACUCCCCCAAUCCCAGAGUCAACCUCACUUGACGACCCGCAAAUGUACACGGCGAGUCCCACGAAGUCUUCUUCUCAUCAUUAUGCUGUUGACAGGGACAACAACAUUUCCACCGAAGGAAACUCGAGACGAUUGCUUGAACAUAGUAACACCCCGACAGAACCACUGUUGUCCACGUCCCUUCCGACGACCUCACCACUUGACUCUGCAGGCCAGGGUCUUGUGUCUUUCAGGGCAAACUCGGAGUUGGGGCAUUACGUAGACGCAGAUCGCUCUGUUGUCGCGCAGGGGCAAGAUCACGGAGCCGGUACUGAUCCGUCGAAGCCUUACGAAGGGCGCCGCGACAGGAAAUCAUAUUACCCGGGCUUAUCAUCGAUAUCUGUUUCACCGGUGGCGCCAGUGUUCCCUGACCGUGCACCAUCUCCUGAUGUGGGAUCGACGCCCCUGAAGCAUGGGGAGUUGAACGGAAAGGUUAAAAUUUCUGGACCUCUCAACGGCGCUCCUAUCCCGCCAGGGUACAAGUUCGGCAGUAGGGAUGUGGUCGGGGAAUGUUCGUCGUCGUCAAGUGAUAGACGUGAGAAGGCCAAAUCGAGGUCGUUCUGGGGUUUUGGCAGCAAGCCUGCAGAUAAAGUGGUGCAUAUUCCACGAGCGGUGUUUGGAGUUCCAUUGGAGGAGUCUCUGGACGUGGCUGAAAUUGCGCGACUACCGGCGGUAGUGUUCCGGUGUAUACAAUACCUGGAGGCGAAGAAGGCGGAGAAGGAAGAAGGUAUUUAUCGUUUGAGCGGCAGCUCUGCCGUUAUCAAGGGUCUCCGGGACCGGUUCAAUAUGGAGGGCGACAUCGAUCUGCUUGGGUCGGACGAGUACUGGGACCCCCAUGCUAUUGCUGGGUUGUUGAAGAGCUUCUUGCGCGAACUACCUGCAAGUAUAUUGACGCGGGAGUUGCACAUGAAGUUCCUGGCUGUCAUGGACUUUGUGCAACCUCAAGAGCGGAUACGCGAACUGUCCUUCCUCAUUGCUUCCCUCCCGAUCGCCAACUACAGCCUUCUCCGCGCGCUUACCGCCCACCUGAUUUUGAUCGUGCAGAACUCGGCUUUCAACAAGAUGACCAUGCGCAAUGUCGGUAUCGUAUUUAGUCCGACACUGGGUAUACCUGCAGGCGUGUUUAGCCUAAUGUUGGGCGAGUUCAACCGAGUGUUUAACGUUGAUGCGGCUAGCGACGUGAGCGAAGAGAAAGCUGGUGACUUGAGCCGGAGGAACAGUCGACAGUACUCGGAUGCUGCUGCUGAUCAGCUUCUUGGUCUUUCGGGUCGAUGCUUGAACAAUGCAACGACAGAAGAGACACCCUCUGAAGAUGGCGAUAGCAUGUCCCUCCAAUACGAGAGUGGUAACGAGACUGCUGAAAACGACGCGACCGUCGAAAGCGCGAAUCAAAGCCAGUUCUACUCGCAGGAGCAGAACAUCGCUGACACUUCAUCACCCGCUAGUUCUGAACUUUCCUCACAACGGCGAGGCCACGCGUCCAACGUUGCUGCUAGCCGCGGUCUCAAUAUCGCUGUGAACAACGUUAACAACAGGAAAGCCGACCGACAAAGUCGUAUGAUUGGACUCCCUGUGUCCCCACGACCGACAACGGAAUCACCUCGUUCACCGGUUGUCGUCCAGACUACUACUACCAAGUAAACGCUGACAACCUGUACCGAUUGAUUGAUCACGAUCGUUAAACAAGUAACUGCCGCCGCCACCCCACCACACAGCAUACCUACAUAUAGUACACUCACUUGCAGUGUCCUCUUACGAUCGAUAACGUUCUUUUUUUUUCUUGUUUGAAACGGGUGAAAUUCCAGCCCAGGGAGGGC